ACUUCGCGCCUGAAGGGCGUUGGGCGGCGUGGCCUCCUUCCCGCAGAGGCGCUCUGCUCGGGUCUCCAGACCUCUUUGACGCAGGCGCGAGUGGGGGCGGGGCGGAGCCGAGCCUUCGGAGCUCCGCCCCCAGGGGAGACGGCCGAGGCCGGGGGCGUGUCCUGGGCGGGGCCGCUCCCCGGCCCGCCCGGUCGCGGAGUGGUGGCAGCGCUGGGAGGGCCCGGCCCCGGCAUGCCACACCCAACCCAGCUGUACCAGCAUGUGCCGGAGUCACGCUGGCCCAUCGUGUACUCGCCGCGCUACAACAUAACCUUCCUGGGCCUGGAGAAGCUGCACCCCUUUGAUGCAGGAAAAUGGGGCAAAGUGAUCAGCUUCCUAAAAGAAGAGAAACUUCUAUCAGACAGCAUGCUGGUGGAGGCACGGGAGGCCUCGGACGAAGACCUGCUGGUGGUGCACACAAGACGCUAUCUCAACGAGCUGAAGUGGUCCUUUGCUGUCGCAACCAUCACAGAAAUCCCCCCUGUCAUCUUCCUGCCCAACUUCCUGGUACAGAGGAAGGUGCUGAAGCCCCUCCGGACCCAGACGGGAGGAACCAUAAUGGCGGGGAAGCUGGCCGUGGAGCGAGGCUGGGCCAUCAACAUAGGCGGCGGCUUCCACCACUGCUCCAGCGACCGGGGCGGGGGCUUCUGCGCCUACGCAGACAUCACGCUCGCCAUCAAGUUUCUGUUUGAGCGAGUGGAGGGUGUCUCCAGAGCCACCAUCGUUGAUCUCGAUGCCCAUCAGGGCAACGGGCACGAGCGGGACUUCAUGGGCGACAAGCGUGUGUACAUCAUGGACGUUUACAACCGCCACAUCUACCCCGGGGACCGCUUUGCCAAGCAGGCCAUCAGGCGGAAGGUGGAGCUGGACUGGGGCACGGAGGAUGACGAGUACCUGAGGACGGUGGAGAGGAACCUGGAGAAAGCCCUCCAGGAGCACCCGCCCGACGUGGUGGUGUACAACGCGGGCACUGACGUCCUGGAGGGGGACCGCCUCGGGGGGCUGGCCAUCAGUCCGCAGGGUGUCGUGAAGCGGGAUGAGCUGGUGUUCCGGCUGGUCCGAGGCCACCAGGUGCCCAUCCUCAUGGUGACCUCGGGCGGGUACCAGAAGCGUACAGCCCGCAUCAUUGCCGACUCCAUCCUUAAUUUGUAUGGCCAGGGGCUCAUCGGGCCCCAGUCAGCCAACGUCUCAGCACAGAACUCAGACGCACCCCUGCUGCCCCUGGAGGUGCCCUGACCACACUGCCCUCUGCCUGCCGCCCACCUGCCCGCCCGUCCACCUGCCCCUCAGUGCUCCUCCUUUUCCAAAUGAGGGGGGGACCUCGCGCGCAGCUGCACUCUCCCCACUGGGUGUCGCGGUCUCCGGGCCCUUCUGUGGGUGGGGGCGGAGGGCAGGGCCCGAGUCCCAGCAGGACCCACACGGUCACGGUCACGGCCUGACCAGGCCCUGAGGAGGCGGCAGUUCUCCCAGGAGGGAGGAGGGCAGCUGAAGCUCCCAGGUGCAGGGAGGGCCCCCGGGGGGUGUGUUCUUGUUUUCAAAACAGUGCGACCGUUUCAGACCAAGGAAGCUUCCACCUCUUCCACAGUUGGGCCCCCUCCCUCCUCUUCUGCACCCUCACCUCCUCCCUUCAGGGGUGGGAGACCUGAGCGGGGCUGGAGCCAGGCGUCUGGGAUCCCUGGAUUCCCAGCCAGCAGGCAGGGGCCCUGGUCCUGGAUGUGAGGGCGCGGCAGGGAAGGGGAUGCAGGUGGGUUUUCCCAUCUGGCUUCUCCUUCAAUAAAGCGAGGGCUGGACCUGCUGUCCCAGAGCCCUGCCCUGGUGGGGAGGGGCGGGGAGGCCUGAGGAGCCCCAAACCCCUGCUUCAGCAGCAUCUUGCCCGUCCAGGGAGAGCGCCGGGUUUGGGGAAAAGAACGCUUGGCUCAGGGACAGGCCUUAGCUCUGGAGGCUUGAGGGACAGAGGAAGGUGAGGCCUGGACCAGGUAAUUGGGGAGGGACAGGUGGCCAAGCUGGGUCCCGCAGGCCCCGAGGCCCAGGUGGGGACUGAGGCGCUGGCGAGGCCAGGCUGGCGUUGCUGGAGGGGACCAGAGGGUCUCCAUCAUCCCGGCCUGCGGGCUGUACGCGUAGGGGCUGGGGCGGGGCCCCGGCGGGAGCUGCAGCCUCCACUGGGCUCGUCCGAAAUGCCAGGCCCUGAUGUGCUCUGCCCAGGUGGGCCCUGACCUUGUCGUCAGCUCUACUCUGAAGGGGAUGCUUAGGACCCCCAGGAAGCUGGGGGUUGGGGGGAGAGUCCACUGCUCCGUUGCCUGGGUGUGUUCUUAGUGGUCAAAGCGGGUGGGGAGGGAAACAGGGCCGUCCCUGAUCAACCCCCCCACCCCCCACGGGACUUGUGCUCAUUGCCAUCUGGGGGUCUCCUGAAUUCUCCUACCUUCUCCCUCACACCCCCCUCGCCGCUCCCUCUGCUGGAGGGGGCGGGGCAGGAAGGGUUCCAAGAUCACCAAGCGUCAAACACGCUGAACUCCCGGACCAGACCCGAGGCACUAAUUACGGCUUGGACGCCCCAACUGCCCCGCCCCUGCCCCGCCCCUGCCCUUGGUCCCUGCAACGAGAACUCGAGGCACCUAACACCACCUGACCUCCAACACGGCCUGCAGCCUUGGGGGGCAGGUGGCGACGGGCUUGUCACCACGGAGCCUCCGCUCCAGAGAACCAUAAAGGCUCUUUUGAUCCGA
Messenger RNA from Mesoplodon densirostris (Blainville's beaked whale), 2762 nucleotides. It is a transcript of the gene HDAC11, whose product is annotated as histone deacetylase 11. The record is from RefSeq and is a predicted model, not a curated record. The transcript is spliced from 10 exons. Lineage: Eukaryota; Metazoa; Chordata; Mammalia; Artiodactyla; Ziphiidae. Gene Ontology annotation, molecular function: histone deacetylase activity. The coding region runs from base 232 to 1275 and encodes 347 amino acids.